Messenger RNA from Ipomoea nil (Japanese morning glory), 2268 nucleotides. Its product is annotated as protein disulfide isomerase-like 1-4. The transcript is spliced from 12 exons. Gene Ontology annotation, cellular component: endoplasmic reticulum. Gene Ontology annotation, molecular function: protein disulfide isomerase activity. Gene Ontology annotation, biological process: response to endoplasmic reticulum stress; protein folding. The record is from RefSeq and is a predicted model, not a curated record. Bases 256 to 2001 code for a protein of 581 amino acids. NCBI's taxonomy places the organism in Eukaryota, Viridiplantae, Streptophyta, Magnoliopsida, Solanales, Convolvulaceae.
CGAUCAAAAGUCAAAAGUCAACCAUUUCCCCUCCGUUUGCAAACAGUGUUACCUCAUGUUUCCUACGUGUCCACCCACCAUUAGUCCAUCUUCUUCACGCUUCCAAUCAUAUCGAAACACGUGUCACAUCCACCAUCCCCCUUCCAGCGGGCGUUUUCUCUGUGACGCUGAAGAAAACGCCAUUUCCGCUGCUCAAAUCUCAGUAAUAAAAAACGUUCACUUCACACCACUUGAGUUGUCUGUCAGCUCUCUACAAUGGCUUCCCCGAGAUCGAUUGCAGUCCUAUCUAUUCUGCUGCUGUUCCUCAUUUCCUUCCAAACGGCGUCGUGCGCUGCCGACACCAAGAGCAAACCCGCGGCGGCGGCGGACGAGGAAGAGGACCUCAGCUUUCUCGAGGACGACGACUCCGUUUCGUCCCAUUCCGAUCCCUACGACCACCUGCCUGACUUCGAGAACUACGACGACCUCGAGGACGACCAUGCGGACACGGAUCACGGCUACGACGACGACUCCUACGAGACGCCCGCCGUGGACGAGAAGGACGUGGUGGUGCUCAAGGAGGGGAAUUUCAGCGACUUCAUCGCCAAGAAUAAGUACGUGAUGGUGGAAUUCUACGCGCCCUGGUGCGGCCACUGCCUGGCUUUGGCGCCGGAGUACGCGGCGGCCGCCACUGAGCUCAAGGGCGAGGACGUGACCUUGGCCAAGGUGGAUGCUUCUGAGGAGGCUGAGCUGGCGCAGAAGUACGACGUUCAAGGCUUCCCCACUAUUUACUUCUUCAUUGAUGGUGUUCACAAGCCCUACAAUGGCCAACGGAGCAAAGAUGCUAUUGUUACAUGGAUAAAGAAGAAGACUGGACCAGCUCUAUCCAACAUAACAACAACUGAGGAUGCAGAGCGGAUCUUGGAGAGUGAGCCAAAAGUUGUUUUGGGAUUUUUCGACAGUUUGGUGGGCUCUCACAGUGAAGAACUUGGUGCUGCUGCAAAACUUGAAGAUGAUGUCAACUUCUAUCAAACUGCCAAUCCUGAUGUAGCAAAGCUGUUCCACCUUGAUCCCCAAGCCAAACGUCCAGCUCUUGUCUUGAUUAAAAAAGAAACUGAAAAAAUUAACCAUUUUGGUGGUCAGUUCACAAAAUCAGCAAUAGCUGAAUUUGUUUAUGAGAACAAGCUUCCUCUUGUCAACUACUUCACCAGGGAAGGUGCACCGGAGAUAUUUGAAAAUCCAAUCAAGAAACAGUUAAUUCUUUUUGCCACUUCAAAUGACUCAGACAAGUUUCUUCCCCCAUUCCAAGAAGCUGCAAAGUCUUUCAAAGGAAAGCUUAUCUGUGUUUUUGUGGAGAUGGACAAUGAAGAUUUUGGAAAACCAGUAUCAGAAUACUUUGGUGUUACAGGAGAUGCUCCACAGGUCAUCGCUUAUACCGGAAAUGAUGAUGGCAGGAAGUUCUUAUUGGAAGAUGAAUUGACCUCAAUCAAUAUCAAGUCCUUCGGAGAGAAGUUUUUGGAAGACAAUCUAAAGCCCUUUUACAAGUCAGAACCCAUUCCUGAGAAGAAUGAUGGUGAUGUCAAAAUUGUGGUUGGAAAUAACUUCGACGAAAUUGUUCUUGAUGAAUCUAAAGACGUUCUUCUUGAGAUAUAUGCUCCUUGGUGUGGGCACUGCCAAUCACUAGAACCUAUAUAUAACAAGCUCGGCAAGCAUUUGAAGGGAAUUGACUCGCUUGUUAUUGCCAAGAUGGAUGGGACAACGAACGAGCACCCUAGAGCAAAGUCUGAUGGAUUCCCGACACUUCUUUUCUUCCCAGCUGGGAACAAGAGCUUCGAGCCACUUACUGUGGAUACUGAUCGCACUGUGGUCGCCUUCUACAAAUUCCUAAAGAAGCAUGCGUCGAUUCCUUUCAAGAUUCAAAAACCGGCUUCGUCUCAGGAAUCUGAGACUGAAACGCCAACGAGCCAGGAGACUACUACUACUACUACCACUACCACUGGUGAUGUAAAGGAUGAACUGUGAGAAUAUUUAGCGUAGAUUAUAGCGGUUCCAGCAUAGAUCCCAGAACAAAUUCUGCUUUAACAGAGAAAAGAGGGUGUAAGGAGUAAAGGCAAUAGAAAACAACAAAUUUAUAUUAGAAAUGAGAAAUGUUGAACCAGUAGUGUCUGUUUUAUAAACUCCUUUUUCUUUUCCCCCUAACUUCCUCUUCUUUGUGACCUAAUGCAAUGUGCUUUGACAUUUGGCAAGUUGUGAUUUUGAAUCCUGAAUCAAAUAGUUUUUUUUUUUUUU